UUGAUCUGCAUAUGGACUCGAGAAAAAAAAUAAAGAGUGUUUUUUUCCUCUGUGUUUUCAUUGCCUCCUUACACCAAUGUUUUGCACAAAUUGCAGAAGCAAAUGGGUCGAGAGGAGUUGUCCAAGUGGGUGUGGUUUUGGCUAUGGAUUCAUUGGUUGGGAGAGUGAGCAAUAUGUGCAUAAGCAUGGCUAUUGAAGAUUUCUAUAGGGAGCACCACAACUUCAACACUAGACUACAUCUCUCUAGGAGAGAUUCUGGUAGAGACGUUGUGCAGGCAGCUUCAGCUGCUUUGGACCUCAUCAACAAUGUAGAGGUGCAAGCGAUAAUUGGGCCUCAAACAUCAACAGAAGCACAAUUUUUAUCAAAUGUUGCCAACAAAUCCCAAAUCCCCAUUAUGUCCUUCUCUGCAACCUCUCCUUCUCUCUCCACAACCCACACCCCUUAUUUCAUUAGAGCAACACUCAGUGACUCAAUCCAAGCCAAACCCAUUGCCUCUCUCAUCAAAUUCUUCAAAUGGAGACAAGCCAUUGCCAUAUGCGAAGACACCGAUUACGGAGCCGGCUUCGUACCAUACUUAAAUGAUGCUCUCAUAGAUAUUGGCUCUCACCUUCACCUUGGAGGCCUUAUCCCCUCUUAUGCAAGUGAUGAACUGAUAAAAAAGGAGCUCCACAAAGUCAUGACCAUGCAAACUAGGGUUUUUAUAGUCCACAUGUCGUCGCCUCUCGCCUCGCGCUUCUUUCGACAUGCUAAACAGCUCGGCAUGAUGAGCAGAGACUAUGCUUGGAUCAUAACAGAUGGGCUUGCAAGCUUGUUGAAUUCUAUGGAUCCUUGGAUCAUAGACUCAAUGCAAGGGGUUUUAGGAGUGAGAGCGUACAUUGAAGAGACUAAGCGUUUGGAUAACUUCUCAUAUAGAUAUAAGAGAUAUUAUAGGAAAGAGUACCCAAAUGAAAUUGAGAUCCCUCAUGUCAAUGCAUUUUGUUUAAGAGCCUAUGAUGCAACUAGGGUUUUGGCUUUGGCAAUGGAGAAAUCCGGCGUCGAGAAUGUCGGCUCCCGGCAACCUAUCACAGGACAAACGGCUGGGAAUUUGACUGGGAUUUCGUCGACGGGCCCGCGGCUAUUAAGUGCCCUAUUAGACAUCAAACUCAAGGGCUUAAAUGGCAAUCUCCUGUUUGUCAAUGGUGAAAUACAAGGCUCAUCUUUUGAAAUAGUGAACGUUGUGGGCAAAAGUGUGAGAGAAAUUGGGUUUUGGUCGUUGGAAACAGGAAUUUCAAGGGAGAUUAACAGGAAAAAGAUCGAUAAGAUGGUUGAUGAUGUGGCAAAUUUGGGGCUGGUGAUCUGGCCCGGGGAAUCGACAGUGAUCCCCAGUGGUUGGGUGGUCACCACUAAUGGGAGCAAGAUGAAGAUUGGGGUUCCAGUUACAGAGGGGUUUCGUGAGUUUUUGAAGGUGGAAUGGGGGCCGUUGGAUGGGAGAUCGAGGGCUAUGGGGUUUUCAGUUGAUGUGUUUGAUGCGGUUGUGAGGGCGUUGCCCUACAGACUGGAGUACGAGUACGUUCCUUUUGCUGACAAUCAAAGGAAGACAGCCGGCACUUACAAUGACUUGGUUUACCAGGUAUUUCUUGGGAAAUAUGAUGCUGUCGUGGGUGAUGUGGCGAUCAUCGCAAAUCGAUCGAAUUAUGUCGAUUUCACGCCACCCUACACAGAGCCCGGUGUGUCGAUGAUCGUGCCAAUGAGGAAGAAGAGGGGAAGCAACGCACUGGCAUUCUUGAAGCCACUGACAUGGGAGCUAUGGGUGACUGCUUCAUGUUUCUUGUUUUUCAUGGCGUUUGUGGUCUGGUUUCUAGAGCACCGGAUGAAUGAGGAUUUUCGAGGUCCUCUGAGUGAACAAGUAGGCAGAGCUCUGUAUUUCUCCUUCUCAACGCUCAUCUUUUCGCAGAGAGAUAAAAUAACUAGCAAUUUGACACGAUUCGUGGUGAUCCUAUGGCUCUUUAUGGUUCUCAUAUUAACCAGCAGUUACACUGCAAACUUGGCCUCAAUUCUCACUGUUGAGCAAUUACAACCCACUGUUACAGACAUACAAACUCUGAUAAAAAAUGAAGACAAUGUGGGAUACCAAGGUAAUUCUUUUGUUGAGGAUCUCUUGAAGGAGAUGGGCAUUGCUCGGUCAAAGCUUCAGGCACUUCACACGGUUGAUGAAUAUGCUAAGGCAUUGUUGAAGGGAAGCUCUCAUGGGGGGGUAGCUGCAAUCUUUGAUGAGAUUCCAUAUAUCAAGUGCUUUCUCUCGAACCACCCCAACAAUUUCAUGAUGGCUGGGCUGACUUACAAGACCGGAGGCUUUGGCUUUGUCUUUCCAAAAAACUCCCCACUACUUUCCGACAUUUCCUCUGCUGUCCUCAAAGUAACAGAAGGAGACACAAUGGCCUCACUAGAGAGCAAAUGGUUUCGCAAACAAAAUACGAGUUCAAGCUGGUCAAGUUCCGACUCCUCCAAGGGUUUGAGCCUAGAUAGCUUUUGGGGCCUCUUCCUCAUCGUUGGAACCGCUUCUGUUGGGGCCCUAAUCGUUUUCUUCGUUGGCCUUUGCAAUGAGCACUGGAAUAGAAUUGUAAGUGAAACGACACCGGUGAACAGAGGCUUUUGGCAGAGAAUCAUUCACAUGGCUAAACAUUAUGAUGAGAUGGACCUUUCUUCACAUACUUUCAAGAGAAAACAAUGGAAAGAGGGAAGAAUAGAGAACAACAAAAAAGUUAAUCGUGCCCCCAACAGUUUCAGAGUGCCCGUUGAGCUUCCAUGUUAAUGCUGAAGGACUCUACAGUGAAGAUGGUUCACCACCUUGUUUCACCUCAGUCUUAGCCAAUAGUCGUAGUGAUGGUGAUGGCGAUGAUGGACCCAUAGAAGAAAGGCACCUCCAACUCCAUGAUGCUUAAUAUGUGUCAAGUUCAUUUUUUGGCUUAAGGUUAAAACAUGGGUUCUCGAUGAAAGAGUUUCUACUAGGAAUAUGGUACCACACUUUGUGGACUUAUGAAGAUACCCACAAAAGGAGCAUUUCUGAAGUGAAAUGCACAAUCCAUACUUUUAUCUCUUACCAAGUUUCUUGCAAAUUUUAUACCUUCUCCCCAUAAUGUUUGAUUGACUUUGUGCUACAAGAAUAUGCAUUAUAGAAUUUGUA
This is a messenger RNA of Amborella trichopoda, 3164 nucleotides long. RefSeq names its product glutamate receptor 2.7. The record is from RefSeq and is a predicted model, not a curated record. Gene Ontology annotation, cellular component: membrane. Gene Ontology annotation, molecular function: ligand-gated monoatomic ion channel activity. NCBI's taxonomy places the organism in Eukaryota, Viridiplantae, Streptophyta, Magnoliopsida, Amborellales, Amborellaceae.